This is a messenger RNA of Caenorhabditis elegans, 213 nucleotides long. RefSeq names its product Nematode Specific Peptide family, group D (gene nspd-1). The transcript has a single exon. Bases 1 to 213 code for a protein of 70 amino acids. Lineage: Eukaryota; Metazoa; Nematoda; Chromadorea; Rhabditida; Rhabditidae. The record is from RefSeq and is marked reviewed.
AUGGCGGACAAGUCGGCGUACAUGGGUGCUGGUGGCUAUGGAUCCGGAUACAUGGGAUCCAACGCCUCAUCGUCGGGAUAUGCCCGCGAAGAUUAUGCACAAGGAGGAAAUGGAGGCGGACAACAACAAAACCAGGGAAACGGAGGAAACACCAACCCAGGAGGACAGGUCUUCAAGGCCCGUACCGAUCAAUCGUGCUACCUUGGGCCAUAA